Rodentolepis nana is the source of this 279-nucleotide messenger RNA. Lineage: Eukaryota; Metazoa; Platyhelminthes; Cestoda; Cyclophyllidea; Hymenolepididae. The record is from the annotation of a GenBank genome assembly.
GAGGAAUACACUACUCUGAAACGCAAAUAUGAGCGCUUGCGGAAGAUCGAACAAUCGCACAAUGCUGACGAGGUCUUAUUGGCUGAAAUCCAGGAUUACAAGGAGCAAUUGGCCUGUCCUACUUGCAAGACCCACAAGAAAGAUGCCAUAUUGACCAAAUGCUUUCAUGUCUUCUGCCUCAAUUGCCUGAAGACUCGCUACGAGACACGUAACCGCAAAUGUCCCAAGUGCAAUGCCACUUUUGGAGCAAAUGACUAUCAUCGCAUUUAUCUCACCUAA